CUAUUCAUAUCUUGAUUUUCAAACUUGUCAUGGUCUUAUUUUAAUGACCUGAAAUGUUAAACUAGCAGAGGUUGAUGUGAGUACAAGUGCACCUGCCAUCAGUGAAUCUUGUUCUACAUCGAACUUAUGCAGACGUUUCUCGUUCGAAGAUAUCAAAACCAUCAUCGGCAACUUGAACGAAAAUUCCAUCAUCGGCAACGGAAGAUUCUUCAAAGUGUACAAAGGGUUUGAGGGCAACGCCACCACCAUGGCCAUCAAAAGGCUGAAAUUGUCGUCAGGCCUAGGUGACCGCGAGUUCCUGGAUAAAAUUGACAUGGCGUCAAAUCUAAGGCACCUCCACUUGGUAUCACCGAUCGGCUAUUGCAACGAGGGCGGUGAGAUGAUAUUAGUCUACGAAUACAUGGCGCGUGGUAGCUUAUUAGACUGUCUCCACAACGAGAAUAAUAAUAAACGAUUGAAGUGGAAGCAACGCUUCCAGAUUUGCAUAGGCGCCGCCAGGGGAUUGCAAUACCUCAACACCUGUAAUGAGUACCACAACAUGCAUCGCAUGGUAAACGCCAGAAACAUCCUACUGGAUAACGAUUGGGUGGCCAAGGUCUCCGUCGCGCCAGGUUAUGUCUGGCAAAAAUCGAGCGUGGAAAAGUAUGACGUGUACUCCUUCGGAUUGGUAUUGUUCCAAGUGUUAUUCACCAAGCCAGAGGAGUCGCCAAAUUAUAAAAAAUGGGUUAAGUCUUGUCGUACAGGGACACUUAAAAAACAUAUAAGUCAUGAUCUGUACAUUCAAAUUGCCUCUGAAUGUUUGAGUAAAUUCGUUGAGACAGCCCUUGCAUGCGAAAAUGGAAAGGACAGUGAAAAGCCGACAAUGAGUGAAGUCGUUCGGGGACUCGAGUCAGCGAUGCAGCUGCAAGAAUAGAGAGGUCGCACCAGGUAAAUCUCCAAUCACAUAAGCAAUCUUGAGCUCAAAAUUCACAUAAGACCUACUGCCAUAAGGAAAAACAUUCUACUUAUAUCAUAUUUUAAACUUCGCUUAAUUUCAUCAACAUUAAAUGAAAUUCUAUUGAAUUAACAAUAGACUAGUAUUUCACUUGCC
This is a messenger RNA of Erythranthe guttata (spotted monkey flower), 1090 nucleotides long. Its product is annotated as nodulation receptor kinase-like. The record is from RefSeq and is a predicted model, not a curated record. Gene Ontology annotation, cellular component: plasma membrane; plasmodesma. Gene Ontology annotation, molecular function: transmembrane receptor protein tyrosine kinase activity; ATP binding. Lineage: Eukaryota; Viridiplantae; Streptophyta; Magnoliopsida; Lamiales; Phrymaceae. Gene Ontology annotation, biological process: protein autophosphorylation.